AUGACUAAGGGAACGGCGAGUUUCGGUAAGAGGAGGAACAAGACACACACGCUCUGUGUGAGGUGUGGUCACCGGAGCUUUCACAUCCAGAAAAGUCGUUGCUCGGCCUGUGCUUAUCCUGCCGCCCGGAAGAGGACAUACAACUGGAGUGUGAAGGCAAUAAGAAGAAAGACUACAGGAACUGGUAGGAUGAGGUAUCUACGCAAUGUCCCUCGUAGGUUCAAGACUGGCUUUAGAGAAGGUAUCCAAGCUACCCCAAGAAACAAGGCUGCAGCUGCUACUUCCUAG
Thlaspi arvense is the source of this 288-nucleotide messenger RNA. Lineage: Eukaryota; Viridiplantae; Streptophyta; Magnoliopsida; Brassicales; Brassicaceae. The record is from the annotation of a GenBank genome assembly.